Archocentrus centrarchus (flier cichlid) is the source of this 8657-nucleotide messenger RNA. Its product is annotated as NACHT, LRR and PYD domains-containing protein 14-like. The coding region runs from base 135 to 3326 and encodes 1063 amino acids. Lineage: Eukaryota; Metazoa; Chordata; Actinopteri; Cichliformes; Cichlidae. The record is from RefSeq and is a predicted model, not a curated record. Gene Ontology annotation, molecular function: protein binding; metal ion binding. The transcript is spliced from 10 exons.
GAGCAAGAGGAGGCGGAGGAGGAAGAAGAAGAAGAACGAAACAAAACAACAAACUAGUAAAGCCGCCGUGCUUUCUUGCGUGAGUUGCAGAGAUAAACACUUUAUGGAUUUGGAAGAAUAAAACGAGAGCAAAAAUGGCUGAAAAGAAAAGGAGGCGAUCUACAUCCAUGGAGCCUUCCAGUGAGUCUGCAACCAGCUCACAGAGGAGUGUGUCGGGAUCUGCAGCUUCCAGCAAGGCUUCUUUAAAGAGUGACAGAUCCAGGUUUGAGCCGCCCUUCUUUGGGAAUGAACCAGAAAGUUCACAGAGGAGUGUGUCGGGAUCUGCAGCUCCCAGCAAGGCUUCUUUAAAGAGUGACAGAUCCAGGUUUGAGCCGCCCUUCUUUGGGAAUGAACCAGAAAGACCAAUAACUGAGAAGCCAUCCACCUGUCCAGUUUGCAAAGAUGUUAUAAUGGAUCCAGUUCAGCUCAGCUGUCAACACUGGUCAUGCAGAUCAUGUCUCAGCUCAGACAAUGGCCAGUCUGAUUCACCAGCAGAAAACCCUCAAUGUCCUCAAUGUGGGAAGAAAUCCAGAAAAAUACCUAAACAAGAGAAAGACACAGAGGAAGACUCUGGUUACGUCCAUCUGUUGGAGGCAAAGAAGAAAUUUAAAAAAGCAAUGAAAGAAAAAUAUUCUUCAGUCUCUGAAGGUAAUGGUGACAAACCAAGUUCCCUGAACAAGAUCUACACAGAGCUCCACAUCACUGGAGAGAGUGAAUGGCCACAUGAGGAGCACGAGGUCAGGCAACUCAAACCAAAACUGCAACGGCGUCGAUCUUCAAAACAACAAAUGAUCAACCUAAAUGAUGUGUUAAAACCUUUGUCUGAUCAGCACAAACCCCACAGAACAGUUGUGACAAAGGGUGUUGCAGGCAUUGGGAAAUCAUUAUCUGUGCAGAGAUUCAUUCUUGACUGGGCCGAGGAGAAGGCAAACCAAGAUGUUGAUUUUGUUUUCAGUCUUGCUUUCAGAGAGCUGAAUUUAAUUACAGGUGAGAAAAGCCUACAUGAGCUCCUGACUUUAUUUAAUCCCACACAGUCUGACCUCAAAGAUUCAGUGGAUUACACCAAAACCAAGAUUGUCCUGAUCCUGGAUGGUCUGGAUGAAAGCAGGUUUCAGCUGGACUUUGAGGGCAUCAAGAUGAUAACAUCUGUCAGGGAAGCAGCACCUGUGGGUAAUCUCCUAGCAAACCUCAUCCAGGGGAACCUUCUUCCUGAUGCAAAUGUCUGGAUAACUUCCCGUCCAGCAGCAGCCAAUCAGAUCCCUGCAGAGCACGUUGACAUGGUAACAGAGAUAAGAGGGUUCAGUGACCCUCAAAAAGCAGAAUACUUCAGGAGGAGGUUUAGUGAUGACCCGGCUCUUGCUGAAAGGAUCAUUAAACAUAUUGAGUCUUCACAGAGUCUCGACAUCAUGUGUCAGAUCCCGAUCUUCUGCUGGAUUUCUGCCGUGUUAUUCCAGGAAGUCUUUGGAGGAGAUGAAGAAACUGAAAUUCCUCAAACUCUUACAGAGAUGAUGGCGCACUUCCUGUUUGCUCAAACAAAGCGCAGAAACAGAAAAUAUGACAAGACGGCUGAGACAAACAAAGAGAAGCUUCUGAAGACACACAGAGAAUUUCUUCUGAAACUCGGCAAGCUUGCAUUUGAUCAGGUGCUGAAGAACAACCUCAUCUUCUAUGAGGAAGACCUGGAAGCCUGUGGCAUCGACAUCAAAGAAGCAUCCAUCUACUCUGGAUUUUGCACCACAGUUUUUCAGGAGGAAAAAAUCUUUUCCCAGAAAAAAGUCUUCUUCUUUGUGCAUCUGACCUUACAGGAGUUCUGUGCAGCUCUGUACGUCUAUGAGUGCUUCAUCAACAAUGAAACCAAAGAGCUCCACAGUUUCCUCAGUUUAGAGGAAAAAGAACAUACUUUACUUGAACUUCUGAAGAUGACAGUAGACAAAGUUUUGGAGAAGAAAAAUGGCCACCUGGACUUCUUCCUGAGAUUCCUCCUUGGCCUCAUGGUUGAACCCAAUCAGAGAGUCCUUCAGGGUCUGCUGACUCCUCCAGAUUCACGUCAAGAUACUGACAAGAAAAUCUUGACUUACCUCAAGUCUAUCCGAAGGAAGACCCUCUCUCCAGACAGCAGCAUCAACCUUUUCCAGGCCAUGGUUGAGAUGAGAGACCACAAAGUCAAAGAUGAGAUUCAGGAAUAUCUCAAACUGUCAGAUCAUUCAAAAACAGAGUUGUCUCCUCUGCACUGCUCUGCACUGGCCUACAUGCUGCAGGUAUCAGAGAAUGAUCUGGAUGUCUUUGACUUAAAGAGUUACAACACAACAGUUGAGGGAAGAAGGAGGCUGAUACCAGCAGUGAGGAGCAGCAGAGAAGCCAUACUAGCAGACUGCAGAGUGACUGCAGAGUGGGUUGAACAUCUGGCCUUUGUUCUCACCUUCCCUUUCUCACCUCUACGACAUCUGGACCUGAGCAACAAUGACCUGGAAGAUUCAGGAGUGGAGCUGCUCUGUAAAGGACUGUCCAGUCAGUGCUGCAGACUGGAAACUCUGAGGUUAUCUGGUUGCCUGGUGACAGACAAAGGUUGUGAUUCUCUGGUCGUGGCUCUGAAGUCAAACCCCUCCCAUCUGAAAGAGCUGGACCUGAACUACAACCAUCCAGGAGACUCUGGAGAGAAGAAGCUGUCUGAGCUGAGGGAUGAUCCACAAUACCAGCUCAGCAAACUCAAUUUUAAACAUGGUGGAAGUCACAGAAUGAAACCAGGAUUAAAGAAAUAUGCCUGUGAGCUCACUUUGGACCCCAGCACAGCCCACAAGAACCUGCUUCUCUCUGAAGGGAACAGAAAGGUGACCUGGGUGGAGGAGGAGCAGCCAUAUCCUGAUCACAGAUAUCUCUGUCAGCAGGUGCUGUGUGAGCAGGGACUGAAAGAGCGCUGCUACUUUGAGGUGGAGGCGUCAGAGCCCUUCUUUAUUGGAUUAACAUACAGAAGCAUUGGCAGGAAAGGGGAUGUGGACGACUGCAAGCUGGGACACAACAACAAGUCUUGGUGUCUGAUUUGUUCUGAUGAAGGCUGUUUUGUUCAGCACAGCAAACAGAGUGUCUGUGUAUCUUCUCAGUGUUUGCGCUGCAGUCGGGUUGGGGUGUAUCUGGACUGGGAGGACGGCACUUUGUCCUUUUACAGAGUUUCCUCCAACAGUCUCAUCCACCUUUACACCUUCAAAACAGUUGAACCCUUCACUGAAGCCCUCUACCCUGCUGUUGAACUUCACACCAGUUCCUCUGUAUUGUUUUGUCAGCCAAUAUAGAACUUUCACUGCAUUCAGGUGAGCAGCCAAAGAGUGUAGAUUUCCACAGACAUAUUCAUAGUUAGCUGCUCCUAUCUGUUAGUAUCCAGUUUAAAUAGAGCUCCCAGAAAUCUUUUCCUACAGCAGAAAAGUGGAUGAGAAAAAGCUGAACGCUAGAGAGGCUGACAGAGAGGACCAACACACCAGAUUGAUGUGAAUUUAUAUAUUACAUUCUCCACAGAAGCAGACAUCUUUUUAACUUACUGUUCAUUUUCAUACUGUUAUAUACUUUGAUAUAACAGUGAGUUGGUUACAUUGUGCUGUAGUACAGUAAUGGAGAGUGGAGUAAUAUCAGCUGUUCUUGACUAAUAAAUACCAGGGUUCCCACUAGCCUGUGAAAUCUAACUUCCUUAAAAUUAAUUUUAAUUUAUUACAUUUUUACUUCAAAAUAAGUUCCUGUUGUUUUUUUACAUCAGUUUGAGGGACUACUUUAGAAAUGGCUUCAAGAAAAGCAUUUCUAUAGCCUGAUAAUUUCAAGAAAAGUUAAAGUUUUAAUAUUAAAGUCACUUCUGGUUUCUUUCUUUUUUUUUUUUUCUGGUUUCUUGGUGGGCUGUAAACCAGCCUGUCACUCACCAGGUUUAGACGCUGUAGACCUCACAGCACCUGCAUCCUGUACACCUCCCUCCACUGUUGGUGGUCUGCACUGUUACCUGCUCUCCACCCAGAGAGACCUGCCAUCCUCCUGCGUUUGGUGUUGGUGCUCCUCAUUUAGUUUUCAUCUACUUGUAUAGCUAAGGCACCCACGUAACAGUAAAUCAUUCACUGGAGGAGCGAAGAGCAGCAGAUGUGUGCAGACUCUGACAGACAAACUUGGGGAGUGGCUGAGAGUCCCAAGCCUCUAAAAAUAGUGAGGGCAGCCCUCCAUCCUUUGCUUUAUUUCAGGCUGAUCACAGUGAGGCCUGAUGUGAAGGUGAAAAUCAAACAUUGAAAACAAUGAAAGAACACAGAAUUGGAAAUCCACAAUUUCUGAGAACUAAGGGGUGGAUCAGUUCAUCAGUUUUUGUUUUUUUUUAAACUUCUUCACACAAAUUCACAGCUUCUUACUUUUUUCAUCUGUUCCAAGGAAUUUGUCAAGGCUUAAUUUUCUCAACCGGCCUCACCGCAGGUCCAAAAACUGAACGCCGGCCAAAAAGUGAUUUCUGGUAUUUGCCCACAGAUGAUUGGCUGUGACAGAGAGGUUACUGAAACUUGAGGAGAAUGAUGCUGUCUUCAUGUUUUGCAGAUCAUGAUGCUGUCCUGGCUUGUCUCUUUUUCAUAGUGAAAAAUUUAUUUUUAAAUUCAAAACAUUUUUGAUCUCAUGCCAAAAAAUACAAUAUACUUCAUCCACAAUGUUUUUCCUUCCACAGUGAGAUGAAAAUGAAAAUGUAAAUUACUUUUAAGGUCAUAAGACAGAAAUUGUGCAGACUUGUCCAGAUGCAGGCGAUGGAUCAACUUACCCACCAGCUUAUGUUACCUCACUCUUCACUAGAGUGAAUCACAGCAGAGAAACCUUUACUGCAGCUCCUAAUCAAAUUUAUAAGUUUAAGGGAAAAGGAAAAUGCCUUGCACUCAAAAAACAAACCUUAAAAUUAAAAUAAAUUAAAAAAAAAAAAAACUAACAAAAAAAGAAUACAUUUUAAAAAAUAAAACCCCUUUCCCACUUUUAAUCCCACUGUUUAGUUUGGAGCUCCCAUGAUGCACUGAGUGUUUCUUCUUCAAUCACCUCUUUUCACACUCUGCAUGUUUAUACUUCACUCUGCAUUCACUCAUUAGAUAUUAUUAAUCUUUGGCUCUUCCACAGCAUGUCUUUGUCCUGUCUCCCUCGGUUGGAGUUUUUCCUUCCCACUGUUGCAGAGUGCUCGCUCAGAGGGAGUCGCCUGAUUGUACAGUAUAAAGUACCUCGAGGUGACCGCUGUUGUGAAUUAGCUGUAUAAAUAAAAUUUAAUUUAAAUUUACUAUUCUUAAAAACUUUAGCAAGUUUUUUAUAGAAAGUAUUCACAUUGUGUACAGGAGCAGUAAUCACCACAGUACACCAGGCAGUAUAUAAGCAGCCACUUUGAGUAAGUGAAGUACUAUUUUUACACAUAAUAUGAUACACAUAGUACUACCCAACCGACCUGUCACAGAUGUGGCUAAACUCUACAUUUACUUUAAUGACACGUCUUUAUUUAGACGUUUUGUCUUGUUGUCCAGAUUUGUUGUAAAAUGUGUCAUUUGUAGAUAAUCUGUUUAUUUCCAGUAUUAUAAGAAUGUGUUGACAAGCAGAUCAGUUCACUCUUUUGUGUCUUCUUGUUUUUUAUCAUACAGGGAUAUAAAUAGCUGAUGUACCUGCAUCACUUUGUUGUUAGACCUGAUAUGCUUAAGACCACUUUUUUAAAAAAAUUUUUUUAAAAGUCCACCUCCUUGGAAGUAAAAUAUAAAGAUAUGAGGAGUGACUCAAGACUUUUACACAGCUCCAUCGUUCUCUCUGCAUCACACACAAUUUAGAAUUUGGGCCACAGCAGUUAGCAGUUGUAGAGGACAGUAAUUGCUUGCAGCCGCCUGUAUGAAGUACCUUGGCUGGUGUGUGCUAUGAAGGGUUGCCUAAACCCAGCUCAUGAUUGAUGGCUUAGAUCAGGCUGAUUAUCCUGAAUUAGGAUUAUAUCCAACCCAAACCCUCCACACAGAGUUUAUAGUUUGUAUGAAUGCAGGUAUGGUUGCAGCUGCUGGCGGAGAUCUCAUUUUAAACAUUAUUUAUUGAAUGAAUGCGUUUACAUUAGCAUGCUCACAGUAUCGAUGCUAACAUCUUUUUAGGUGAAGUGUACUAUAUUUAACAUCAGUUCAAAAUACAGCUUAUAUUGUUAGUUUGGAAAUAAGACCAACCACUCUGAAAAAUAAUGCACGUUCCUGGUAAUCAGCAGCAAAAAAUAAAAUUAUAAAUAAAAAUAAAAAUAAAAAAAAUUGGGAAAACCUACAAAUUCAGGAAUCUUCUUCUGGGGACCAUGAAUGUCUCUGGAGUGUCUCUAAAGUAAAAAAUUUAGCAGUUGAGAUUUUUGAGCUCAAAGGUUCAGUUCUCCCUGCAAAGAUAUAUGAUGCUAAAUAUUUAUUAAUUCAUCUGCUGUGUAUAAUUGAAAUAUUGUGUUUGGCUCUGUACACAUCAGUAUUUAUCAUGUUUGUGUGUUUGGCCUGAAUUCUGUAGACUCGUGUUUGUAGCAUUUUACGAGACAAACGCUAAAGUUUGUUGCUGAAUUUUGUUCUUUACAGAUCCCACCUACACUAUAUUCACUGUAUAUGCUACUUCAUUAAUUACCUACUUUAUUUAGUAUGACCAUGUUUUGUCAUGUGGUGUAUUCAGUGUUUAAUGUACUCUGUUUAUUCACAUUUUAUUCAUGUCAUCAGUGUUUGGCUGUGAGCUGGAAACAGAAACAAUCUGCUGUGUCUGUAUAAAUGAGGUAAAUAUGCUUCCUGUUUGACAAAUUUAAAACCAUCGUUUCAGUGUUGAUAUGAAAGUUUGAGCUGCUCUCAGGAUGAAGUAAAAGUGGAACAAGCUGCAAAGUGACGUUUGGUUUAUGUGGAAGGAAAACUUUCAGAUGUUUGCUUCAUCUGCAGCCCUGGUUUUCUGUCCUUACUUCAUGCCUCCUGCUUUUAAAGACAUGAAUUACACAAUAAAAUGGUAACAGCUGUUCUAAUGAAUACAUUUAAUGAAGGCAUCAGCAGAUGUGGUGGAGAUGCUGCUCAAUGUUUCUCUAUCAUUUUAUCCCCAUCAAUUUUAAGUUUUUAUCUCAUUUAUACUCAUGAAUCAGAUCCUGCUGUUGGCAGCAGGAAGGAAGAAGAAUGAAAUUGGGAUAUUUUACAGUAAACCAUUCGUAUCUCACUGGCUGCUCUUCCUGAAAGUGAUGCUUUGAGUAUUUGCUGCUUCUUGGAUGUUAAAUCAAUGUAAAACUGAAAGCAUGUAAGAGAAAUAUUUUUCUGUAUUACCAGCUUAUAAACUUCACACCAAAGUAAUUAAAUUUGUGUUUAUAGGUUGAGUGCUUCUCCUCCGUUUCAGCUCUUCACCUGCAAGGUGGAUCGAAUGUGUUAACCACAAACAAACAAACAAACAAAACGUGUAAAGCAAACCUCUGUGUAAAACUGUGAAAUUGUCACCCAGUACAUGAUCUACACAAUCUAGCAGGUGGUGUUUUUAGCUAUAUGGUGUUCAAGCAGGUGCAGCUGUGUGGAAACUGUGUUCUCACAGACACACACUCAGAGUCUGCAUAAUAAAUGGGUAGCAAAUUAUUUAACUCAGCAGGAGCAAAGGGGAGACUUGUGACAAAAAAAAAAAAAUCUGAGGCAGUGAUGCUUUUGAAAUGUUCUUAUUAAUGAUAUUAAUUCAGGAACUACAUGAAACUAAAUCCUCUGAAGCCUCUUUAUGUAUUUAUUCUUUACUGGAAUUUUUAUAGGAUUAUUAUUUAUAGGAUAAUUAAUUUGAAUAACCAGGUUUCAAUCAUAACGAUUGCAUUAGAAGGUACAUUUUUAUCAGUGUCAUGUUCUGUCCUUUGUCCUCAGGUAAAUGGUGAACACAGUGGCAGUUACAUGCUUUCAGCUCUGCUUUGUCUCAUUCUCUGUGAACUCACAGACAAACAUAACGGCUGCUGUUAUGAUUGAGCACUUGAAGCACUCAAUCAUAACAGCAGCCGUUAACUGCCAACAACAUCCUGGUUUGUUUGAACCGUUGUGUUUUGCAGUUCCCUUCCUCCCUCUCUUCCUCUGGUUUAGGCACCAAAACCCUUAUUUAUUUGUUUGUUUGUUAUCAAACAUUAUAUUUUACAAAUCAAAGAAAGCAUUAAAACACCCAGCAGUAACCCUGCUCAGAUUUUUUGUUUUUUAGGGGUUGCAGCACUCUUGACUUUGGGAACCACUAGUCUAGACUCUGACAGGGAAAAUACCAGUGGUUUGCAAUACUCCAGUUUUGCAUAUGUUUUGCAUAAUGCUGGCAACUCUCCUGCUCUUUGUGACAUCAGAUCAGAUUUGGAUUGUUUUCAUUAACAUAACAGAGAAUUUGUGCCAGUUUUUUUUUUACUCGUAUCCACCUGUGAAGGAUUUCCCUGUGUGAUGUCUUUCAGUGCGUUUAAUGGAAGUCCUGGUCACAGUCCAGAUUCAGUUAUUUUCCUUUGUUGAUCCUCCUUCCUCCACACCUGCUGGGUUGAGCAAGCUGACACGCCCUUUGGGUUGGAGUACCUGACUGCUGCUGUUGUGCCAUGAGCCUCAUCAGUCAUCGUAUAAAGAAUAGAAUAGAAUGCCUUUAUUGUCAUUAUACAGGAUAUACAAUGAGAUUGGAGGGCCACUCCUGUU